CGUUUCGUGUAUUGGAGAUUCAAGCUCUCGCUUUGCAAAGAGAGGGGAGGGAACGAGUUCGUGCCUUGUGUAGGCAUGGAGACGGGUAUUCUGGUAGUGGAGAAAGUCAGAGGCAAAUCAACAGUCACACGAUGCUUCUCAAAGUAUCCACUCAAAUUCAUCGUACCCAGCAAGGCGGGUUGCUCAAAAACUGAUGCUGUUUGGGUUUACAGCCUUACUUAUGGUGGGGGCAUAGUCUCUGGAGAUUCUAUUUCAUGUACAUUGACCAUUGGAGACGGUUGUACUGCAGCUUUAACAACUCAGGCUUCCACAAAGGUGUACAAAUCAGUGGGAUCAAAGUGCUGCGAACAAUUUUUGGAGGUGAGAAUUGGAAGCGAUGCUCUUUUGGCAGUCAUUCCCGACCCUGUAACAUGCUUUUCUACAGCAAGGUACUCCCAGAAGCAAGUCUUCAGAGUAGCUUCAGAUUCUAGCUUGGUCAUUGUUGAUUGGAUUACCAGUGGGCGUCAUGAAAGAGGUGAAAAAUGGGAUUUUGGACUCUACAAGAGCACCAAUCAAAUCUUCUUGGAAAAAGAUGAGCCUUUAUUUCUGGAUUCGGUAUUGCUAGAGGCAGGAAGUAUUACCAGCAUCGCUGAACGAAUGCAGGAUUACCAAGUUGUUGCAAUGAUCAUAUUCUUGGGUCCCAAGGUGAAGCCUAUUCAAAAUGAAAUACAAGAUGACGUGAAGAGAAUGAUGUCUGAGAGCUUUACAGUCCCUUCCUCUACCUCACGGCACUAUAUGAAAGUGAAUUCUGAUAUGGCUCCAUCAAAACCAGCAUUUAUUGCUUCUUGCAGUACCUUUGGUCCAAAGGGGAUAGGCUUUGUUGUUCGAAUAGCAGCUGUGACAACAGAAUCAGUGUACAAGUUCCUUAAGCAUCAUUUGGCUAGUAUGGAGCCGCUUCUUGGAGCAGCUCCUUAUCGUUGAUGUAUAUAGAAUUGCAUUUUAAAACAAAGUUGUGGCAGUUUAUCCUGAUUGCACUUUGAUGGAA
Molecule: messenger RNA, 1024 nt
Organism: Telopea speciosissima
Lineage: Eukaryota; Viridiplantae; Streptophyta; Magnoliopsida; Proteales; Proteaceae
Product: urease accessory protein D
Exons: 8
Coding region: 76-960 (294 amino acids)
Molecular function (GO): nickel cation binding
Source: RefSeq, a predicted model, not a curated record